AUGAAGGCUUUGAAGGAACAGCGAUGCGAGCGAGAGCCUCCUGUUGACGUUGACGUUGACGAUGACGAUGACGACUUUGCUGGACUCGCUUGCCCUCUCGACGACCUUGAAGCUGUCGUCAUCCUUGAAAGUGAAACCACGACUUUCGAUCCCUUCUUGUUCGACAACGUCAAACUUGAUGACCACAACAUGGCAAUUGAAGAGAAGCCCAAGAAACCACCAUCUCACGGCAAAGGGAAGAAUUUGGAGACCCUCCGCUUGGUGCUAUGCGGACCACCUCCAUCUUCUUGUCAACAAAACCCUAUGGGGCCAACAAUAUCUGAUGCUCACCAUCAACGGCAACACUGGGAUGAUGAAGAGAAGUUGGAGAAUAGCAAGCGCAAGAUUCACCAAGGCUAUCAAGAGUUCCAAAACAAGAGAAAGAAAAUUCAACUUCUUGACGUCAAGAACUUGCCUUUGCCGUCUAAGCCUCAGCGAGGCCGGGUUUUGAGCGAGAACAAGCCGUUGAUCAGUUCGAGGAAGCGCCCAGAGCCUUCUGAUUUUUCGGAGAGCCAACAAAACCCUAAGGGGCUCACAAAAUCUACUGAUCAUGAUCUUCAUCAUCGGCAAGAUUGGGAUGAUGAAGAGAAGUUGGAGACUAGUGUUCGGAAGCUUCACCAAGGCUAUCAAGAGUUCCAAAACAAGCGAAAGAAAAUUCAAGUUAUCGACAUCAAGAACUUGCCUUUGCCGUCUAAGCCGGGACGAGGUCGGGUUUUGACAAAGAACAAGUUUCUGACUAGCUCCAGGAAGUGCCGAGCCUUCUGA
Messenger RNA from Prunus armeniaca (apricot), 804 nucleotides. NCBI's taxonomy places the organism in Eukaryota, Viridiplantae, Streptophyta, Magnoliopsida, Rosales, Rosaceae. The record is from the annotation of a GenBank genome assembly.